Penicillium argentinense is the source of this 480-nucleotide messenger RNA. RefSeq lists its product as uncharacterized. The record is from RefSeq and is a predicted model, not a curated record. Lineage: Eukaryota; Fungi; Ascomycota; Eurotiomycetes; Eurotiales; Aspergillaceae. The coding region runs from base 1 to 480 and encodes 159 amino acids. The transcript is spliced from 2 exons.
AUGAAUUAUCCAGAACCUGGAAGGAUGUACGACUUCAACGUUCCUGGUGCUUUCUCUUCCGGAGGGGCCACGCAAUUUGGACAUCAUGUAUACCCAAUGAGCUUCAGAAUCACCGGUACUGAGGAUUUGCCCGGUCAGGUUCGGAUGUCUUUUGACAUGUUGGACGACACGGGAUCAGACAUGGCCCUGAUUUUCCAAGAAGUCUUUGAGGAUAUUAGAGCGAUUUCCAAUGGCUGGGUUGCCACUUUCCUAUCAUGGGAAGUUUUCAACACCGCUGGUGGAAAGAUUGUCCUGCCGACCUGUGCGCUUGAGGUGAACGUCACAUUCACGGACAUUCAUGGCAGACCAAAUCGUCUUAUUGGUGACUGGGCAACGAUUCAAGUCGCUGUACUACCGGGACCAGGGCCGCCCGGCCGUGAAAGACUCAGUGGCCCAUGGAUGCGGGUAUCAUGUAUUCGGGAACAGCUCCAGAUAAUAUGA